Messenger RNA from Scutellospora calospora, 5255 nucleotides. NCBI's taxonomy places the organism in Eukaryota, Fungi, Glomeromycota, Glomeromycetes, Diversisporales, Gigasporaceae. The record is from the annotation of a GenBank genome assembly.
AUGAGCGGGAAAAAUAAAAAAGACAACGAUAUAAUCGUUGCGCAAAGACGUCUUGAACACUAUUAUAAUGCGAUAAAAUCACAGGAUAAUGAUACGUCUAUCGAUAAUGCUGAUUUUGCAUCAACAAUUUGCAUUGGUGAUGUUUCAUUAAAAAUUUCGGAACCAAAAAACCCCGAAUUGGUCCCAUAUUAUACUAAACCUUUAUUCGAAGAUUCACAAGAAGUUCUUCGGCAUUUUAGAUGGAUGAUGCAAAAAGAAAAACUUGGUCAGGAUAUUUUUCUCAUUGGCCCCCCAGGCCCAUUAAGAAGAAGCCUCGUUCUUAGGUUUGCCCAACUUACAAAAAGAGAAAUUGAGUACGUAGCAUUAUCUAAGGAUUGUACGGAUUCCGAUCUUAAACAACGUCGUGAAAUUUCCGGUGGUACCGCUUAUUACGUAGAUCAAGCAUAUGGUAUUGAAAAGGCUGAAAGAAAUGUGCUUCCAAUUUUAAAUAAUCUGUUGGAAAACAGAGAAAUGUUACUUGAAGAUGGUAGAUUUUUAGUACAUCCAAAACGUUACACCUCUCUUGCUGAAUCAAAUUCAAAAACAAUUAUGGAUAUUGGGAAAUUAGUUAAGGUGUCUGAACAUUUUAUUGUGAUGGCAUUAGGUUUACCUGUCCCUCCAUAUGUUGGCCAUUCUUUAGAUCCUCCGCUUAGGUCUCGGUUUCAAUGUAGAGACGUUAAGCAGCCUGGGUUUGAUUCACAAAUAAAACAUUUACGUAAAUUAGCCCCAAAUGCUACUUCAGAAAUAGUGGAAAGAUUAGUAUCUGUAGCAAAUGUUCUUGGAAAUAAACAAUAUGAUAAUGACGGUGGAAUAACCAUUCCCGAAUUCCCAGCUUCAGUUGAUACAAGUGUGUUAGUUUUACAAAAAUUUCCAGGCAUUCGACCACGCUUUUUAAUCGAUCUGUUAUACCCAUGGCCAUUAUUUCACAGUAAUGUUGAACAAAAAAGCGUCAUUGAAGCGACUUAUCAUCGCUUUGGAAUGCUCGGAUUUGAUUUUGGAAGAACUUCUGAAAAUGUCAUACAAGAAGACGAAAAUAUUUUUCAAUGCAUGCCAGGGUACAAUAUUAUAAAUAUCCAAGUAUCAAAAGAUAUAAAAACAACUGUUGGUAGUGAGAUUCCCAUAUAUAUGUUUGAAUUGGAUUUCCAACAUACAGAUGAUAGUAAAAUUCAUCAUGUUAGUGUUUUUGGUGGUUCUGAUGAACUCUCCUCGGCUGAUUUCUUUGUAGAAACAGAAUAUCAUCAAAAUAUUUUUAAUGCGAUGUUAAUUGCACAUUCGGUUGGUGAUUUUUGUCUUAUUGGUGAAAAAGGCGUUGGAAAGAGUGCAUUGAUAAGACAUUUUACAACAAAGCUUGGCUAUAAUAUUGAAUAUAUUCCCUUAUAUAAAGACAUGUCUUCUCGUGAUCUGCUCCAGCGUCGUAGUACUACUUUCGCUGGUGACACCAUAUGGGAGAAUUCACCACUGGUUCGGGCUUCAAUUUCUGGAUAUCUUGCUGUUCUAGAUGGGAUUGAUACACUUUCUGGAGGAACACUUAUGGUUUUGGAGAGGUUAAUUAAAGAACGUGAAAUUUCGCUUCCUGAUGGAAAGCAAUUAAUUCAUCCUACUAGAUAUGAAAAUUUGAUCCAAAAGUAUGGAUUGACUCAUGAGUCGUUGGAAAGCAAAGGGAUAUUUGCGACACAUCCAGCAUUUCGAAUUGUGGCUUUGGGUCGUCCUGGCUCUUGGCUCACCCCAGAGAUUGUUGCGAUGUUUCAGUUUAUUGUUAUUUUUCCAUUAAAUUAUCGAGAAGAGACACAAGUUCUUGAAACUUUGUCUCCAGGAAUAGAUGCCAAAAAACUCUCCCUCCUACUGCGCUUAGUAAAUCGUCUCCGUCAAGAUACUGGAGAAACACUGAAACCUUUAUCUGAUGCACUUUCUACGCGCCAGCUUAUCCGAAUUUGUCGUCGUCUUACAUUGUUUCCUAAUGAGAGUCUUUACUUAGCGAUUCAAAAAACUACUCUCUCGCGGUUCUUACCUUCAUUAGUCAGAAUGGCGCUAGAAGAAUUGUUGAUUAAUAAUGAGAUUUUACCACCCUCAGAACCUAUUAAUAUUGAACAUUUGAAAAUUGAAAUCCUUCCGUCCCGAGAUAAACCUGAAAUUCUUCGUAUCGGAGACGUGGAACAACUUAUAGCAAAAGAUUCAAAUCCUCUUUUAAUUCCUGAUAUAGUUUUUCAUGAAAACCCAAAACAGAAUGAAAUACUAAUGCAAAUGUUGCAAGAUUAUCAACUGGGUGAACAUUUGUUGCUGAUUGGAAAUCAAGGUGUGGGAAAAAAUAAACUGGCAGACUACUUUUUACAAUUGCUAAAGUUACCAAGGGAAUAUAUACAGUUACACCGUUUAACUGCCAUACCUUCAAUAGUUAAUGGUGUCUUGCAAUAUGAAGAUUCACCUUUAGUCAAAGCUGUAAGAAAUGGUCAUAUAUUAGUUGUAGAUGAAGCAGAUAAAGCCCCUACAUAUGUUACAGCAGUACUUAAGAAUCUUCUUGAAGAUGGUCAGAUGGUUUUAGGAGAUGGAAGGAGAAUAGUUUCAACUCUUACAUCAAAAAAUCCUAAAGAAGAAUGCAUCGUAAUUCAUAGAAAUUUUAGAAUGAUUGUUUUGGCAAAUAGACCCGGAUUCCCAUUUCUUGGGAACGAUUUUUAUAGAGAAAUUGGAGAUGUUUUUAGCUGUCACGCUGUUGAUAAUUCCGAUUCAGAUUCUGAAAUGUUUCUAUUGCGCAAUUAUGCCCCUUCAGUUUCCGAUGAUCUUUUAUUAAAACUUACAGCUGCAUUUAGUGAUCUGAGAAAACUUGUGGAUGAAGGGUUGAUUUCUUAUCCUUAUUCCACAAGAGAGUUGGUGAAUAUUGUUAAACAUAUGCAAGUAGGUUAUCAACAAUACCCAAAUGAGGGCGUUUCAUAUAUUUUACAAAAUGUCUUUGACUUUGAUCAAUAUGAUAAGGUUUCUAAAGAUCUUUUGAUAGCAGUUUUUCAAAAGCAUGGAUUCCCAGUUGGAUUAGAGUCUGAAUAUACAAUUAGGUUAGGAAAGAGAGUUCCGUUGACUGGUCCACAAAUUACUGAGGUUUGGAAAAAAUCAAGUUUAGGAGGAAAAAUUUGUGAAGUGAGGAAAUUUCCAAUGAAAUUUAGGGGCUUGUGGGAAAUUCAUAUAAACGAGGCUAAGGAAUUGAACAGAACUGAAGGCAAGCAAACAUUAUACUAUGUUAUUUAUUUUAUUCAUCAUAAUAAUUUUAUCUAUAUAAAAGGCCGCAUUGAUUCUUUUACGGAACAAAUAUACUCUUUCCGAAUAUCAACGCGCGGUGAAGCUCAUGAUAUAGUAGGCCUUGGUGAUGGUUCAUUGUUUGUGGUGACUACAAGUCCAGCGACUUUACAUGCCAUCUGUCAAAAUCAUCAAAAAGUUAGGAGUAUCGACUUGCACGAAUAUUUUCCUUUGCAGCAAAUCCCUUCACAACUAAGAUUAUCUAUCGUACAAAAAAGAGAUGGAACUUGGUUGUUGAUACUUCAUAACUCUUCCGAUAAUUCUAUACUUUUAGUCGACUUUUCAAGAAAGUCUUUAACUGCACUUACGUUAUCAGUAUCGAGCCCAGACGAAACUGUUAUGCUAAAGGAUUUUGAAGUUAUUGGAAUCUUAGGAUUAAUAAAGCCUACUCCAGAAGAAACAAUAUAUCUCUCUCAAGAAGGUGUUGCACAAGCUAAUGUAUUAUCUGCUCGUUUUCUCCAAACAAAUAAUGUUUCAAUAGCGGCUUCUAUUAUCUCAAAUUUACCUGAAGCGUUAAUUAAUAAUAUUGGUGAUGUUCAAGUUCUUUCAUAUAUGAGAGACCCGGUUGAUGAGGGGAACUAUGAAAAUUUUUACAAAAAUUUAAAGAAUGUUUCAAUAUUUUUAUCUAAGUCUGGUCAAUUGGCAACUGUAAUUCCAUCAAAAAACGGUAGAAGUACUGGAUAUUUAGAACUAUUUAAUCCUGUUCAAAAAAUAUUAUGGAGAAUUACUCUUCCGUUGGCCAUUCCUGGAAUUGCCAAACCUGAUCAAGUACUUCCAGCGACGAGCCAUCAAUAUAUACAGGUUGAUAGGAUGGUGGCAUCUUUGUUGGAAUUGCCUAAUGGUGAUUUAUUAACAAUGGAUAAUAGUGGUGUUGUAAGAAUAUGGCAAGUUAAUGCAGAAGAAUUAAUAAAAGCAGCUAAUGCAUGGAAAAAGUUGGUUGGCAAUAUUGAUAAACGCGUUUUGUCUAUUAUAUAUGGUGAUUCAGAGGAUAACUUUACUAAAGACACUUCAGAGAACGAGACUUCUAUUGAUAUGAGUUUUCUUAAUGGUAUAUCACACCGUGGAUCUGGACCUGGUGAUGACGAUGGAAGACAACAAUCCUUUGUAGAUGUCGAGAAGCUAGAACUCAGGGAUGAAGCUAAACAACCACUUGAACUUACCGAUGCUCAAAGAGAAUUGCAUGAAAUGGCAAUGCAAAAACGACUUGAACAAAUUAAUAUGACCCAAGAAGAUUUUGAGUUAUAUCGUUCAUAUAAAGCCAAUGUUCAACGUGAAAUUCGAGAACUCCAUGUAAUAUUGGAGAGUAUUGAAGCUAAAGAUAAAGAACGUAUAUGGUUAAAAAAUCAAAGUUCCGGAGAUGUAGACGAUACUAAAUUAAUUGAAGGAUUAACUGGAGAUGUAAAUAUUUAUAGGCGCCGUGGUGAGAAUGAUCCCGAGAAUGGGUUUUACCAAGCUCUUCCUAAAAGGAUGUAUUUUGUUUUCGAUUUAAGUGCUAGCAUGUAUCGAUUUAAUUCUCAUGAUCGUCGGUUGGACCGUUCCAUGGAAGUUGCUCUUAUGAUUAUGGAGUCAUUUAAAUCAUUUGAACAUAAAUUUCAAUAUCAGAUUUUUGGGCAUAGUGGAGAUUCACCUAAUAUUGAAUUCGUAAAAAAAGAUAACUAUCCGCGUACUGAAAAGGAGACAUUCAAAGUUUUGAAUCAAAUGAAUGCACAUUCGCAGUUCUGUCUUAGCGGAGAUAAUACACUAAGUGCAUUAUCACACGCUAUUAAAGAUAUUACAAAAGAAGUGGCAGAUGAUUAUUUUGUUGUUGUGCUUUCUGACGCUAAUAUUCAACAGUAUAAAAUUAAUCCAGAGGACAUUGCCAAAGCAUUGAAAACAGACGAGAGAGUAAAUUCCUUCAUAAUAUUUAUUGGAUCUUUACAAGACCAAGCCGAGAA